AGGACCAACACGCAACUGCAACAACCAACCAAAAUAGUGUUGCGCAAAUCAGGCUAUUGCAUAGGUCGUGGACUAGAACAAAGGAAUCAAAAGUAUUAUAUUUGUUAAGAUAGGUUAAAGUGAGUGUGUCGAUGUGACGUGAGAUAGUGUUCUCGAUUAAAUAACCACCUUAAAAUUUUAGUUAUUUUUGGAACUGCUCGAGUGUUAGUGUUAUAAUGGCUGUGAACAAUCUUUUCAAUCGACUUAAAUUUUGGAAGAGGACCAUAAACCAAGAUCCUUUGGAUUCACAGUUAACUCCUGAACACCGGUUGACAAUCACACUGAAACGUUACGAAAUAUAUCUAUCACAUUUGCAGAGUAUUGUAAUGUGGGAUAACCCUGCUGUCAGUGUCCUGUGUAUUUUAUUUGUUAACAUUCUUUUCUGGAUUUUCGUGUCACUGGAGUGGAGAUUCUACGGUAUCAUCAGCUCCGUACUGCUCGCCCUGUCCAUCCACGAUGCCUGGACAGGUCAUGUGUGGCCAGAGAUCAGCGUGGAGGGGACACCUCCUCCCUCCCCUGACAUGACAGACCCAACUCCUGCCCAUCCCAGUGUUGUGGCUGUGAGCAAACUUGUAACAAGCAGUUGCACUGUUGUGAGACGUUGCGUCUCGUGGAUGCGCAACCUCCGGCUGCAACAGCCCGGCCUGUUCUGCUGCCUCUGCUCACUGCUGUGUUCGUGCCUGCUUCUGCUCGGCCGAUCAGUCUCAGGACUUGCGCUCGUCUACCUGCUGCUCAUGAGUGCACUGCUCGGCCCUGCGCUCGUAGUCAAGUUUUUGCCGCCUCAAAUGAAACAGACAGUUGCUCAAUACGCUGCUUGUGUUCAACAGGCCUUUGCCAAAUACUCGACCAAUGACGCUAGUGAUGAUGAAUAUCUGCCCAUCACUACCAGUGAAGACAUAGCCCUACUGACCCGGGCCAGUGACAUGCACCAUGACACGUACGACAGUGUAACCAACCCAGAUACCUCGUCAGAUAUUGUGUCCGGGUUGGCUGUGAUGCCUUCUCACGAGGAAGAUUCCCUCGGUAAUUUGAGUGAUCUGGAACCUGGUGCCAGCCUAUUGCCUCUAGACACUGUGGACGAUUCGGACAGCAAUCCUGAUGACCACCAAAUACAGUUCCAAAGUGGACAUUUCAAUGGCGAUUCCUCGAGUGACGAGGAAGCGUUCUCGAAAGACUUGGUAUUCACGGAGACCGAGGAAAGGAAUGCCGCAGUGCUGCAGGGCCUCUCUAGUUACAUCUCUCAGGCUGUGACCAGUAACGUUCUCAGCUCAGUCAGUUUGCUGGCGAAUGUGAUGCGGCCACAGCCGACGAUAACCAGGGAGGCGGACUCCGACAGUGACAAUGAUGACUAUAUUUAACUUCCUGUAGAUUUGAGUGUGUAUACCUGACAGAUUGUGUGUUGAUGUAGGCUGUGACCAGUAACGUUCUCAUCUCAGUCAGUUUGCUGGCGAAUGUGAUGCGGCCACAGCCGACGAUAACCAGGGAGGCGGACUCCGACAGUGACAAUGAUGACUAUAUUUAACUUCCUGUAUAUUUGAGUGUGUAUACCUGACAGAUUGUGUGUUGAUGUAGGCUGUGACCAGUAACGUUCUCAGCUCAGUCAGUUUGCUGGCGAAUGUGAUGCGGCCACAGCCGACGAUAACCAGGGAGGUGGACUCCGACAGUGACAAUGAUGACUAUAUUUAACUUCCUGUAGAUUUGAGUGUGUAUACCUGACAGAUUGUGUGUUGAUGUAGGCUGUGACCAGUAACGUUCUCAGCUCAGUCAGUUUGCUGGCGAAUGUGAUGCGGCCACAGCCGACGAUAACCAGGGUGGCGGACUCCGACAGUGACAAUGAUGACUAUAUUUAACUGCCUGUAUAUUUGAGUGUGUAUACCUGACAGAUUGUGUGUUGAUGUAGGCUGUGACCAGUAACGUUCUCAGCUCAGUCAGUUUGCUGGCGAAUGUGAUGCGGCCACAGCCGACGAUAACCAGGGAGGCGGACUCCGACAGUGACAAUGAUGACUUUGAAAUCAUCAACCGCGAUGAGCUCAACAACCAGGAGUCGUCCUAGACGACCGGUCCGAUAGUCAAGUAUGGAUUCAAAUCUCGCAGCGAUUAUAGAAAUACUCUUUUUUUACUUUUAUAAACCAUGGUUGAAAAUGUAGCAUUCGUUUUUAGUAGGCAUAAUUGUGGUAUGUUGUUUUAAAAUAUUUUAACUCUUUCUAGUAAUUUGUGGUCCAGCUGGGGUCUUCACAUAGUGACUUAAACAAAUCCUGUAUAGGUUGUUUAUACUAGUGACUGAAGGGCUUUAUGCCUUUUCUGAAGAACGAAUGACUGGUUUUACCCUUGUUCUGAAGAACUGUAGAGUACGUCUUUCUAAUGAAGACACUUAAAUCGAUUCAAUUAAGACUUGCCAAUCAAAUGAAGGAGUCUCUAAUAUCCUUUAAAAAUAUUUACUUUUUUGUAAAAGGAGCGUCUUCGUACAAAGAUCAAAUACAGAGAUACCCUUCAUUUGUAAUUGAAAUACAAUAAUUUUUCUUGUAUAAAAUUUUGCAUUUUAACCUGAAGACAAAGAUAAUAUUUUGUUCUCUGAUGAAGUUUACAUGUAAAUAUUAUUACCCCUUUUACCAAGCAAAAUGGUCAAGAAUGUUUAUUAAUUUCUGACAAAAAAUAUUUUUAACCUCAAAUUAUCAGUGUUAUUCUCAACUCAUAUUCCUGUAAAGUACUUUAAUAUCCAUUUAACGAUGUAGCAGGCCUUGUACAUGACAUUGUAAAUGUUGUGAAAGAACUGUUUCCAUCCUGUGGAAUAUUUUGUGAGAGUUUUACUUAAAGUCGCUUGAAUCCAUAUCUUGUGUGUUAGAAUGUGCGAAAGGUGCUACAAUGUUACUGAUACAUGUGUGAUAUUUGUUCAAACUAGGUUAAGGACUCAAUAUUUAUGUUUUAGUGAAGCGGUGGCCAUUUUGGACCUAAUGACAGGGUACUUUUUUGUACUUUCAGCUUGUAUUUAUUAAUUUUGUACUUGAAAUAAUGCAGAUUAUUGUUGUACACAUUUAAUAAAUUCAAAGAAAACAAAUUGACAUGCUGUUCUGAAAAAUAGUUGUGAAAAUCAUCAGAAGCAAAAUUUAUUAUACGUCAGUGAAUAAGUUGUUUUAAAUAUUUAGUUUUAUUUUAUUUUAUAGUUCUGUUAUUUAACCACAAUUAAAUUUAAUGUCAAAUCUGUUCUAGUAAGAGUUACCAGCUCUACAGGGUAAUCAAAAAGUCCAUAACCCCUUCUAGUAAUUUGUUACAUAUUGAAAAUAAUAUACCUAAAGAGAUUUGUUUUUGUUGAAAAAAUAUCAUCCAAUUCAAAAUUUUUAACCUCAACCCUCUCCCUCCUGUUGGAUUUUUGGAAAGAAGAUAAAAAGCAUUUUGGCACAACCUGGAUGUCUUUAUGUGUUUGAUAUUCAACGUUUAAAUUUGACACAUUACAAAAAAAAUAUUGUAAUUCUAAUUAAAUAUUUAGAAAUAAUUUUAAAUAGUUGAUUUCCAUGCCUUAAGGGGAUAUUGGUUGUUUGUCUUUGUUGGGGAAUGAAAUUUUAUAACAGGCUUGGUCUUGCAAUUUCAUCUUAACCUCUUAAAAAGUGAGGGUAAUGUAAAUUAAUAAGUUUUUUUCAGUAUAGAAAGCUUUGAAGAAGUACAAUUAUCUAUAAAAAUUACAGCACUGGUAGUCUUACAACUGCAUCGUUCAAAACCGUCUUUCCAUGUGAUGCGCUAAUGGCACAUCAUAGUCACUGCCAGUGCCAAACAUAUCAUAACCAAAUAAAAGCUAAAUUAUAAUUUUUCAAGUCCAUAAACCGUGAGCCAUUUUUUAAAACCCUGGCAUACAAAAAUAUUUGAUUGGCUUAGUCAAACAUUUUGAAACUGGAGACAAUAAGCAGUAUAUCAAGCAUAGUGAAUCAUCACUGCUGGUUUCCCGUCCCAGAAAUUAAAACAUCAAAUGUUGGUCAUCUAUAUGCACUCGAUAGAAGCAGAGCAACAUGUCUAUGCUAUCUGUGCUAAACAAAGAAUCUAGGUACAUUAUUAAUAUUUAUUUCAUAGUUUUUCAGUUCCUAAACUUUUCAAAAAGACAAAAAAUGAUAAUAGUAUCAAUGAAUUACCAAUUGAGUAAUUCAUGAGCUGCAAAACCGAUUUCAAUACAAAAUUGAUUAAAUGUUGAUUUGUCAAAAACCAUUAAAUGGUUAAAGUGCUUUUUCAGUUUGUAAUCUGACAAUUUACAUUUUACUAAAGUAGUACAGUAUAAAUGUUCUAUCUUAUACUUUAAAUUUUGAAUCGCCAGAAAAAAAAUUUGUUCUGCAGAUUAUGCUAAAAUGCUUUGUUUUUCUUAGCUUUCCAAUAAUGCAUCCCUAAGGAGAAUUUCAGUUAGAACACUUCGUGAAGGGAGGUAUCCUCCACCUAUAGGAGACACCUCUUCAAAAUUUUUGAAUGUCAAAGAGUAGAUCCAAUUUGACAUAGACAUGUCCUCCAAGAUUGCUAUUUAAUUUACACUGUUGUUCAAAAAUUACUGGGCUCGUGGGGACUUUUUGAUAACUCUGUAAGUACCAGUUUUCUUUUCUUUCUUGUUCUUUUUUGUGUCACCUAAUCUACCAUUACACAGCACAGAAGAAUGUUAAACCCAAAGAGAUAUCAGUAAGAAUGAAUCGGACUCUCAGACCUAGCAGUAUUGCUCUGGGUGGGAUAUCAUGUCAUCAGUAAGAAUUAAUCAGGACUCUCAGACCUAGCAGUAUUGCUCUGGGUGGGAUAUCAUGUCAUCAGUAAGAAUGAAUCAGGACUCUCAGACCUAGCAGUACUGCUGUUGAUGAGAUAGCAUAUUUCAUCAGUAAGAAUGAAUCAGACUCUCAGACCUAGCAGUAUUGCUCUGGGUGGGAUAUCAUGUCAUCGGUAAGAAUGAAUCAGGACUCUCAGACCUAGCAGUACUGCUGUUGAUGAGAUAUCAUAUGUCAUCAGUAAGAAUGAAUCAGGACUCUCAGACCUAGCAGUAUUGCUCUGGGUGGGAUAUCAUGUCAUCAGUAAGAAUGAAUCAGGACUCUCAGACCUAGCAGUACUGCUGUUGAUGAAAUAUCAUAUUAAUGUCAUCAGUAAGAAUGAAUCAGACUCUCAGACCUAGCAGUAUUGCUCUGGGUGGGAUAUCAUGUCAUCAGUAAGAAUGAAUCAGGACUCUCAGAUCUAGCAGUACUGCUGUUGAUGAGAUAUCAUAUGUCAUCAGUAAGAAUGAAUCAGGACUCUCAGACCUAGCAGUAUUGCUCUGGGUGGGAUAUCAUGUCAUCAGUAAGAAUGAAUCAGGACUCUCAGACCUAGCAGUACUGCUGUUGAUGAGAUAUCAUAAGUCAUCAGUAAGAAUGAAUCAGGACUCUCAGACCUAGCAGUAUUGCUCUGGGUGGGAUAUCAUGUCAUCAGUAAGAAUGAAUCAGGACUCUCAGACCUAGCAGUACUGCUGUUGAUGAGAUAUCAUAUGUCAUCAGUAAGAAUGAAUCAGACUCUCAGACCUAACAGUAUUGCUGUUGGUUGAAUACUGGGAUCAUAUGUCUCAGUUUUAGUUAUCGUCUUCUAAGUACUUGUAUCUCUUGACGAAUGUACAUUUCUUAAAGAAAUUGUAAUAAAGAUUUUGCUUGAUUGAUUGAGUAACAUUAUCAAGGGUUCUGCAAGUACCUGCAUAAUUUGGGGUUUUUGAGAACCAGUUAUAGUCAUGUCUUUACGGUCAGAUGUACCAAUAAUCCUGGUGACCUAUAAUUAGUCUCGGAUGUUGUUGCGGUGUCGUAAUUAGGAUCUCAGUCUGGUUCCUGUUGAUUACAUCAAAUUUUGGGUCUCAGACCUAGGCAUGGUCCUGAGGAUCAGGAAAUCCUCCAAACCUAAACAUGAGAUAACUCCCUCCCUCCCACCACUCCCCUCAGCAGGCUAACAGUUUCCAUAGAUAUUUAAUAUAGCACUCAAUACAUUUUCAACAGUUAUAAAUUGUCAACAGUGUCUAUAAAAAGUGAAUUUGCAACACUGUUUCCCACAUUGACUCUGCAACCCAAAGUGGACAGAUAACUAGAAUGUUUUCUACUGGUUGAAGAAGAUUGCAGUGCAAUCGAAAAUUUCUAAUUAUGUGUAAUUUCAAUCAGUAGACCCUAAAAGAUAGUUUUCAAGAUAGGUCUAGCUUAUUUUCCUAUCAACUAGUAAUAACCAUUAAGUAAUACAAAAAUUUUUUAAAGAGGUAAUGGGACUCUAAAUAAGCGAAAACUGAAAAUUUCUGAAUGUGAAUGUGAAUCUUUAUCUUUCCUUAAAACAACGUAAACGUAUAUAAUUUAUUUUAAAUUGUUAAAAAGUAUAAAUAUUAACAAAACUAUAGAUACUGUUAUUAUUUGAUGCCAUCUUAGAAUGGAUAAGUUUUCGCUAAAGAGCAAUCUAGAUCAAAUUUAAGUGAUUAUGUAUGAUUAGCAUAUAAGCACAAGUUGGUACUGUUAUAUACUGCUAGAGUUGAUGUUAAUACAUAACAAAAUAAGGACUAUUUGAAGGAAGUAAGACUGCUUUCUUUUACAUAGUAGAUUUAUGACUUUUGGAGUUAGUUGAUUUCGUAUGUAUUGUGCUGAAAAUGGAAUACUCUUGGAAAGGCUGUACUAGGUCUACACGUGAUAGAAAAGAAAACUGGAUCACUACAAGUAAUUUAGAGAGUAACAGAAAACAAAUAUAGUUCUUGUACAAUUGUACCAAACAUUUGACAGAAGCAGUUGGUAAUGUUUCACCCCCCCCCCCUGUUCACGUAAGGUCCAUCUUCCACUUGAGAGUGAUACCGAUUGUAUUGUACGAUAUUGUAGAUGUAGUGUAGAGUACUUAAAGUAAAUACUAGUUAGAACUCCUAUUUAUUUAUUUGGGGACAGUGUUUGUUCCAGUUGGUAGUAAGUCACAAGAAAUAAUUUCAAAAUUAGACUCACCCUCGAGUUCGGGGUCAUCUGUGUACAUAAAUUUGCACAACGCCAGCUACUCAGCGUUGGCAACGGCCGGGGGUUGUAUCUUUUGGCUGGUUUUGUACAUAUUGAGUCACAUGUAGAAAGUGCCACUGUAUUAUAAUUUUUGUUUCAAAAGUUCCACAAUUCAUUUACUGUACUUGCCUUUUAACACUAGUUCUGGUCAAGAUGUUUUGUUGUUAACGAAAAGCGAAAUGAGCGAAUGUUUCAGAACAAAUGAAGUGAUUGUGUUAAAAAAAGGAGGCAAGUUUUUUGUUUUCAGAAGAACUGAAUUCAUCCACUUUUUUGUGUGUUCUGUUAAGCGUUUAAAAUGAAAAAAAAAUUUUUACUGUAACGGUUUUGCAUUACAGUAGAGUGUCUUGUAGUUUUAAUAUUAUUCGAUAAUAAAACAUAUUUUAACGAAGAAAAA
Messenger RNA from Homalodisca vitripennis (glassy-winged sharpshooter), 7413 nucleotides. RefSeq names its product reticulophagy regulator 3. Lineage: Eukaryota; Metazoa; Arthropoda; Insecta; Hemiptera; Cicadellidae. Bases 216 to 1397 code for a protein of 393 amino acids. The record is from RefSeq and is a predicted model, not a curated record. Gene Ontology annotation, biological process: reticulophagy. The transcript is spliced from 9 exons.